Aphanomyces astaci is the source of this 207-nucleotide messenger RNA. RefSeq lists its product as hypothetical. Bases 1 to 207 code for a protein of 68 amino acids. NCBI's taxonomy places the organism in Eukaryota, Oomycota, Saprolegniomycetes, Saprolegniales, Verrucalvaceae. The transcript has a single exon. The record is from RefSeq and is a predicted model, not a curated record.
AUGUUCACAGCUGUGUGUUUGGCGAAUGCAACAACACGGCACAUCGCGCAACCGAUUCCCGAACCCGGGAAGCCCAUUAACCCCACGCCCGCGGCGUGGUCGGACCGACGGCUGGCCUACUACAGCGCUAACCCGCUGUGCCUGCCCAACGGCGCCGGCACCAUGCUGCUCGUCCAGGAAGUUUUCACUUUUGAAGACCCGUUAUAA